UGGGCACACAGGUGGACCGGGAAGGCGGAGCUUGGAAGAGCAGGGAGGCGGGGCUGAAAGUUCCUUAACCCUGGGAGUGGAAGAAGCAGCAGGUGCUGUGAUAAAACAUGUAUAAAACGAACAACAAGACGCUCUCCCUCGUGGUGGGCAUCUUCUCUCUCCUUAACACCAUCCAGUUCCUCAUCUUUGAGUUGAACCACAUUACGUACUUUGGCUACGAGGACAAAGUCAGUAUCUACAUGGACACAAAAUCUGAGCUGGUGUCUUGGGUCAUGAUCCACAAGAGGAGCAUCAACAUCAUCUCAUCCACCAUCACCCUCGUGUUCAGCGUGUUGCUUCUCUAUUGCAUCCGCGUGAACAACUACGUGGGGCUGCUGUGCUAUGCCCUGUGGAUCAUCACGUAUGAGCUCAUCAGUGUCUCCGUGACCGUGAUCGUCAACGGCAUCAUCAAAGAUGAGUUCAAGGAGGUGACGUACCUCCACCUGAUCUUCCAAAUCUCCCGUAUGCUCCUGCACUUCUUCUCUCUGCCUUUUGUCACCAAGUAUACCUACGUCCUUUACAAGGACCCCAAGAUUUCAGCUAAAAUAGGCCGCCACAGGCACUCCUCCAUCAGUACUGUCGAUUCGUGGCGGCCUGUCGGGCUGAGAACCUUGUACCGCAAGUUAAACUGAACUGUGCCAGGAAGGAGAGAAAUAAAUAAACAGUGCUCCCCAGCGA
Messenger RNA from Neofelis nebulosa (Clouded leopard), 717 nucleotides. It is a transcript of the gene TMEM217B, whose product is annotated as transmembrane protein 217B. The transcript is spliced from 2 exons. NCBI's taxonomy places the organism in Eukaryota, Metazoa, Chordata, Mammalia, Carnivora, Felidae. The record is from RefSeq and is a predicted model, not a curated record. The coding region runs from base 108 to 671 and encodes 187 amino acids.